GGCCACGGUACUCUGUGGAACGACAUUAUCUCGUAAAUGAGAGCGUGCCGCAGUGAGGCUUUGGGCAAAACAUAUAGGCGAUCGUGUAGCGCAAUAGGAGCCAGCAACAAUCUCACCAGACAAAAUGUCGACGUUACAUUUUGUCGUACAUCCGCUCCCUGGUACAGAGGAUCAGCUUAACGACAGGAUACGCGACGUGGCCGAUAAAAUUAACAAAUAUGGUGUCCAAACAUUACCCGGAUUACAAUCCUUGAAAGUACCGGUAAAACAAAUCGUCAUCGGUCCGGCACAUCUCGGGAUACUACUCGAGGAUGGACGCGCCUUUCGAGUGGCCUUUUCCAUCAUACCUGAGAGGCUAGAUCUCAGCAAACAGGACGCCUCGAAGACCGGUGGAACCGGCGGCGGCGGUGGUGGUGGCGGUGGAGGCGGUGGAGGAGGGGGUUCUGGUGGUGGAGGCAGUGGUGGCGGAGGUGGUGGAGGAAAUCAAUCAUCGAACCAGUCGAACAACAACUCCAAGAGCACUCCUACCUCCAGGCAAUGUCGCUCCCGUGCGCGUAUUAUGCGCACAAGCAGUUCGGUUCGGGCCGGCAGCGGAUCACAGGGAUCCGGUUCACGCAGUACCGGUGUGAUUAUGGGCGGUGGAUCGUCCGGCAGCCGGUCGAUCGUAUCCGUUCCCGCUCCAUUCGUGCCGGAAGAACUGGUAGCGCAGGCUCAGGUGGUACUACAAGGCAAGAGCCGAAAUUUGAUUAUUCGUGAACUGCAGCGUACCAAUCUGGAUGUGAAUCUGGCCGUAAAUAAUCUAUUAUCGCGAGACGACGAGGGUGGAGAUGAUACGGAGGAAGGUAGCGAUAAUUAUGUGGCCGAGGAUUUGAUCUCCCUGUUGGAUGGUGGUUUCCAUCCGGAUAAUAGCGUCAUCAUCGAUGCGGAAGCUAUGUUCACCGACGAUGUAUUCGGAUUUUCGAAUAUACGAAAUUUGAUGUUAUACAGUCGUGCCCGUAGUGAACGAAAUCAAAACAAUUCAUCAUCCGCUGGAGGAAGUGGUGGUGGAUCUAGUGGUGCUGUCGGAUCUGCAGGAAAUAGCAAUGACGGUACGGUAACCGGUAGCCGUUCUAGCGGCAGUGGCGGUCAGUCCAGCGCAGCAGGUGCUGGAGCCGGCUCAUCAGCGAUCAUUUCCGGCAAUGCUCAGCCAGGUAGUGGUGGCUCAUCAGGUGGAGCCGGUGGACCCUCUGGCGUUUCUGGAGGCUCUGGACUGAGCAGUGCAGAACGCGAAGGAUUUGGACGAUGGCGGGAUCGGCAAUACUUUGGACCACGUCGUUGGUUUCAAGGAGGAAGGGAGGAUGUAUGGGAAAAGGAAGCAGGUGAUUCAAAAAAGAAGGACUAUUCAUCCGGAUAUCCCUUGUGGGUGUCGGAUGAGAUGGAGCCAUGGCCGGAGAAGGAACAUCCAGUGCGCUUCACGGAAAUAGCGUCAUUAUACUCCGAGUUUAUAGGCGUGACUGCCCGUGGUGAGAUACAUCAGUGGCGAUGGGCCGAUGCAGAACCGUAUCGUAGCAACGACGCAUCGAACGUUCACCAUCCGAAGACAAUUCCGUUGAACCUGUUGUACGAAAAGGUAACACACAUAUCGGCUACACUCAUCCGUUGCUCCGUUGCUACCGAGAGUGGCCGCAUUGCUACAUGGAUGGACGAGUUACUUGGUUACGCUGGUAACAAGCUGGAACAUAGUGCCACCAACUAUCCCGAGUUUGCACUCGAUCGGAUAGUGUCGCUACACACUUGCACGCUGUACACGGUGGCUCGCACGGAAAGCGGUGAAUUAUUUUGGUGGGGUGUGCUGCCAUUCGGUCAACGCAAACGCCUGUGGGAUAAGUAUCAAGCGAAGGCGAAGAAACCCAUACGACCAAGUGUGAACACACCGGAAGUAACAGUUGGGGCUCAAGUGUGCAUGAAAAGCUGCCCAAUGUACCAGCACGGUGCAAUUGGGUUUACCAUUUCGAAUGGCGUACCAAAAGUGGGGCAGUUGAUGAAUGCUGCUUGGGAAUUUACGAAGGUGUGCCGAUUCAAGCUGCUUUCGAUGUCCACUCUGUCGCAACAGCUGGCUGCCAGCACUCAGGGUGGAAGCACAGGUACACCGACCGGAUCAGUAAGUGCAAGUGGGUUGGGCACUAGCUCGACACUCUCCAGCAGCGGAAUUGCAGGUUCUUUGAGUGCUGGAUCGAACGCAAGCGGAAUAGGAUCACAAAGUUCAUCCGCUGCUGCAUCGGGAGGUAUGAGUGGAAUUUUGGAUAAAGAUUCCAAAAGCGGAAACUCUACGAGCGCACCUAGCGGUAGUUCUUCUGGGUCGGGUGGAGUUUCGUCCUCGAAGCAGGGGGCCGGCAACAAUAAGGAAUCCGCAGAUCGCAUCGAUAUGCCACCUCCACCAUCCCCGGCUUCCAGUACAUGUAGUGAUACCGGCAGUGUGACAAAUUCUCACAAACGUCCUAAGCGUAUGACACCGAAGGAAGAACCGGAUCCAAAGAAGGACGAAGAACAAUGGUUAUUGAAGGACGUAAUCUUCGUCGAAGACGUUCGCUCCGUACCGAUUGGUCGCGUGCUAAAGGUUGACGGUGAUUUUGCAGCUGUAAAGUUUCCUCCUGCGCCCGGUUCAGGCGGUUCCAUGUCAUCAUCGACCAAUAGUGGCAGCAACAGUAAGGAUAAAUUUGACGAUAGCAUCGAAGCUUGGCAAGACUGUCGAUUGCUGCGCAAGGACGAUUUGCAGGUGAUAAAAUCUGCGACAACACCACGCGUUCCCGAUUGCUUCCAAAAGAUACCGCGUCGCAUUGUGCUUAACCCGACCGCUUCGUCAAGUAGCAAUAAUGAUGCAAUGGGAGGUACCUCUCAGUUGCUAACCAUUGCGGUAGAUCCUAAGGGCAUACAUGGUAUUAUGAAAACAGCCAACAAUCGACUCCACUAUUCAUUGUUCAACUUGAACACUGGCCGACAGGAACAGGAUAGUGUAUUCCCCACUGAUAUAGGGUCAUUCCUCGGCGCUUCGAUGCAGGACGUGUCUCUGACCUGUGUUGGUGAUAGUUCAGACAGUGUACUACUGCUUCGCGACGGUAACAACACGAUCUAUCCGAUGGCGAAGGAUUGUGUGGAUGCAAUACGAGACCCGAGUUGGCUCGAUCUACCACCGAUAAAGUGCAUUGCCGCAGCAUCCCUUACGUUACCCUCGGUAGGUGUCAAUCUAAAGUCGCAAGUGGCACUGGUGGUUUUGGCUCCCGAGCAGCAGUUGCUCAUGUCAAAGAUUCUGCGUUGCGAUAUUGAAGGCGUACGGCAACUGCUCACACAUAUUGCGGCGGAAGGGCCAGAACAGAUGAGGAAUUCGCUGACAUCGAUGUUGGCAGAGCACACGGACGGUAAUAGAAACAUAAUCCACGCAUGCAUUAGCACGUGCUCACCGACAUCGAAUCGAGAGCCUGAUUUUGUGGCCACUGGUAGUGGAUCCAAUGGAAACGGAGGUGCAAAUGGUGGAAGCGGUUCCACGGCAGGAGGAAAUAAUUCGUCCGCUGGCCUCGAAUCGAUCAAUGUCAUAACAAACACGAUGAUAGGCAAUCGACCGGUUAGCAUUAGGGAGAUCAUGCGUCGUAAUGUAGGCAAUCGUGAAAUGGAUAGUGCUAGCAAUAGCAACGCGAUCGUGUCAAAUAAUGUGCAGGGUGGAUUGGCAGUUCCUAUUCCACCAGGUUCUGAUGAUCAACCUCCGGUGUUGAGCGCGAACUCUAUGCCAGUAGUUUACUGGCCGUCGGAAUACGAUCCAACGAGCGGAGACGACGACAGCCUUGGUGGACUGAACAACACCAUGUCUGGCACGGGAAGUCAUCAGCAGCAACAGCAUCCAGGAGCACUUGCUAAUCAACAAACGAUCUUUACGUCGCAAAAAUCGUUGACAACGAUUCCAGAAAUGUACGUAUCCGAUCCGAAUGAGCGGCGCCAAAAUGCACAACUUGUUUUGCAACUACUAUGCGAAAGUCCUGUCCUGCAGCCACAUUUGCGUGCACUAUUGAGCGCCAAAGAUGCUCAAGGUCAGACUCCGUUUAUGCUGUCGGUAACAUGCCGUGCGUAUCAAGCGGGAAUUACAGUGUUCAAAGCCAUCCAGAAAAUUGCUAAUGGUGACGAUGUGGUGCGGGAUUCGAUGAUUUUCCCACCCGGAUCUUCACCAGAUCAAUCACCGCUCGGAAUACUGUGCUGCAACGAUACAUGCUCUUUCACUUGGACUGGAGCAGACCAUAUCAAUCAGGACAUCUUCGAGUGUCGCACUUGUGGAUUGACGGGUUCGCUCUGCUGUUGCACCGAGUGCGCCAAAGUGUGCCAUAAGGGACACGACUGCAAACUGAAACGUACCUCACCGACGGCAUACUGCGACUGUUGGGAAAAGUGCAAAUGCAAGGCAUUGAUAGCGGGCAAUCAGUCCAAGCGUCACGAUCUGCUGUGCAAGAUGGCUGCCGAAACGGAUCUGGUAACGCGCUUUAAUUCGCGCGGCGAAUCGAUUCUGCUAUUUCUCAUCCAGACCGUUGGUAGGCAGAUGGUGGAACAGCGUCAGUACAGAGCAACCUCGCGCGUUCGUUCAACGUCGUCUAGUAAUACGCGUAAAACACCCAACCUUGAGCCGGAUAAUGAAAUGCCCGAGCACAAUCUAGAACCGCCUCGUUUCGCCCGCAAGGCAUUGGAUCGGCUGCUUAAUGAUUGGCCAGCCGUACGCGCGAUGAUCAUGACUGGGGCUGAGCAUGAGAAACCGAUCGUACCAAAUGCAAACCAGCAACCGUUCUACGACGACGAUAACCAGCAGGUGUAUCUGCAAUCACAGAGCGGCACCUCACUUUUAGAUAAGUUUACGCAUAGUCUGAUCGUUCGUUGCAGUAGCGACCCUCUCGAAAAGUUGCUUAUGACACUCGUGCAUGAACUACAGAACGAUUCGAUUCCGGGGCGUGUAGAAGAGGCCCAGAAGGUAGCUCGCCGUUUCGUACGAUCUGUCGCGCGCGUAUACGUCAUAUUCAGUAUCGAACGGUUCCAAAACCCGGAGAAGCAACGUAAUUCCACGACGCAGACAAAGCAUCUGCAAGCAUAUCGGCGGGUAUUUACUGCACUGUUUAAAUUCGCCAUCGAAGAGCUUGUUGAGAUAGCAGAUGCACUCAUUACGCCGGUACGGCUGGGAGUCGUAAAGCCUAUUGCGCCGUUUAAUCUGUCGUCAAACAAUAUCGACAGCACUGAUGAAUUGUUCUCAGUUGAGCCGUUAGCACCGCCAACGAAUCGCUCCAAUGCCGCUGGCAUUGCACAGAUUACUAAUAACACAGCCAAUGUACAUCUCGGGGUGGACCCAUUGGAUAGCGAGCGUUCGUCAUCUGGGUUCAUUUCGCGCAUUAACAUUCGUCUGGGCGAUAUCGAAGAUAAUAACGAUGCGGAUGCGUUAGUGCAAGACGAUGGUGAAACUUCGGAACAGGAAGAUAUGGCGGAACGCGAACAACCGCCGCCAAGGCGCUCUUCUUCGCUACGACCAGUUACUAGCGCGGUUUCCAUGAAUGCUGAGGAGGAAUCACAAGAUCUGCUGCGAAGCGAAGAAAAUGCCCAGGGCGAAAGUGAUAACGAGUUCAAUUUCCAUGAGGCUGAAACCGAAUCCGAUUCUGAUGAUAAUCAGAGCACCCAGGAUGCCCAACGGAGCGUUCAAACAGGAGCAACUGCCGGUUCCGAUACAGGACUAAACUCCUUGCUGUUCGACAACGAAGACGAUUCCGGGGAUUCAACCCAACCAGACGAUGAAGGUUCGGAAGAUGGUGAAAGUGAUGAUCAGUCCACUGUAGAUUUCAACCUGAACGACGAUCAACUCGAACGCCGUCAGACACCAGGUGGAAACCAGCGCAACAAUCUUGCCCCGCAGUCAAUGCAGUGGGCCAUACGCAGUCGCGAAACAACCGCCCCAGAGCGGGUACGUUUGACAGCGGGCAGCUCCAAUUUAGUGUUCAUUGAUCCGAGUUCGUUGCGUCGAUCGACUACCGCAGUAACGACUGCGCAGCAACAAGAAUCCCCUACGAUGACUACAACGGCCAGUGCGCUCGCCAGAGCGUUCGGUAUUAUUUUGCGACAAAUUUCCGAUCUGAUUGGUAUGUUGCCAACCAGCAUUAGUGGUUCCUCGUCAGUACUCGAUGUCACUCAUCAGGACGCUGUACAGCUACAAAUGUAUGUUGAAAAGCGGCUGAAGCUUACGUGGGAGUGGAUAUUAACCGUGAUGGAAGCAACCGAAGCUCAAUUGCGCUUUGGAGCUUCAUUGACUGACUCUACAGAUCCCUCGCAUCCGCUGCACCCGCUCAACAUUCCGUCUUCAUCGAGCACUAAUGAAGCAGCACCGUCCGCAAUGAUUGGUGUUACGACAGGAAGAAGUAGAGCCACGAUCAGCACGCUCGGCACAGCAACCACAGCGCGUAACCUAGGAUUUGCCGAUAAUGAUCGCAACACGCGAGAUGGUGGUUCUUCUAUGACGGCAGAUUCGGAAUCCAGCCGACGUGAUUUUCUCACUUACUGCCUUUCAUUGAUGCGAGCCCAUAAUUCAGAGCACCGUGACUCAUUGCCAGUGUUGGAUGUGACGGCGCUGCGCCAUGUAGCAUACGUGCUUGAUGCUAUCCUGUUUUACAUGCGUGCAACAAAUGAUUGUGAUCUCGACCGUACAACAAACGGUUCAAACGUUUGGGACGAUCAGGAUGAGAACGAGAAUGAAGAAGCGGAAGCGGAUAUUUCUACUUCAAUCUUCAUGGAUACCGAUUCCGUCGACGAGGACAUGCUUAGUCGACCGUCACUCGGUCGACGUCAUUCGUUCUUCCAGCGAUCGGACUCAACACUCUGUCUCGGGUGUCCUGCACCGGAUCCAUUCAACACACCGCUGAUUGAUGCGUUGCCCUUGGCGGAUCAACCACAUCGUUUGCAGCCCACGGCAAAGCGUGAAGAUCUUUUCGGCAUGCCAAAGUGGCCAAUUACGCUUGCACCGGGUGUCAGUGCUAGUUCCGGUAGCAGUGGUUUGCAGCAUCAAAACAAUUCCUAUCCAGGUCCGUCGGAAGGCGGGUCCGGUGGUGUUGGGGGUAUCACUAAUCUUGAACUACCUCCCGUUCGGUUAAGUUUAUCGUCUUCGAUUCGACACGAAAUGAGCAACAGCGUAGUUGCCGCAGGAAUUAUUGUCGAUCCGACGGAAGCUUUGUACCCAGAGUCACAACAGCAGCAGCAUCAACCAUCCAGUCAAGAUAACACCGUAGCUUUUAUCGAUGGAGGUGUCGCACAAACCGAACCGAACACGGACUCUCGUGUAAGGGUAGAAAUUUCUCUUCCCGUAGGAAUUUAUCAAGCUGCGGCGAGCGGAUCGGGAACUGUUGGAACCGGGUCGUCUAUCAAACAACAGGAAAUGGACGCCAGCGGGCUUGGUGGAACAUCCGGAGGAAGUAGCAGUAAUAGUGGCAGUGGAGGUAGUAGCACGACAUCAUCGAAAUCGAAUGAAACGCAUUCUCCCAAACCUCCUCCCCCGCCUCCACCGCCAAUAAGUGGUGGGAACAGCAGCGGAAGCAAUAGUGCCAGUGGUCCUACUGGUAGUGGCAGUAGCGCUUCGACCACAACGUUCUCGGAGGUUUACUACAAAAAGAACCGGCUGUUCUAUCUGAAGAGCAACAAAUACAGCGAAGAAUCCGACGUCGAUGAAGUGAGUAUCAGUUCGGAUGAGCCACAGGACUUGUCGCAAUCGUCGAUUAAAAUCGAUGUCGAUACGGAUCAGGAUCAUGAUGAGCUGUCGGAGUCGGAUUCGGAGGAUUCGCGGCAGCACUCCUCGACGACUGCCAAGCGCCAGAAGCUGGACGAUUCUGGAAACGAUAUGGGUGGUGGCAUUGGAGGCAAUCCGACGACUGCAACGAUAACGAUGUCGCUACAGCAAGGAAGCAGCGGUGAAGGUGGUGUGGUUGGCCAACAGCAGUCAUUACAGCAACAGGAGCCCUCGUCUGCUAUACGUCCUCCAAUUAUUGUCGCACGUAGAAAGGUUGCUGCCGGAUCGGGUUCGGGCCCCACAUUAGACGGAUCUUCGGUCACUCUAGCACAAGGUUCCGCUCCUACGGACGUUGCAAUGUCUGGGGAACAGCAGAUGGCCGGAGUUGCAUCUUCUUCUUCCUCGGGCCCUUCAGUUUCCUUCGCUAAUCCGCUGGUAACGAUUGGUAAUACACCGGCAGGAACAUCUCCUGGCAAGAGUGUGAUUGUUCGUGCUGGUCCUUCGUCCACGGUGUUUGCCGCGGGAAAUAUGGGUAGCAGUAGCAGCAAUUCUGUCGAUUUAAUUCAAUCGGCGGAAGCGAUGGAUAUACAGGAAAUAUCAGCUCACGUAACAGUCGAAACAACACCGAAUGUACUGCCGACUGCCUUACAGCCCGAAAUGCCUCCACGGGGUAUCUACUUGCGUGGUUCGUCAGCUAUGUCUUCAUCGAUCUUGUCCGACAUACUGCUGGGUCGCUGGCGUUUGUCGUUAAUUCUGUUUGCUCGCGUCUUCCUUGAAGACGUUGGCGUUGAACCAGGCAGCGUAAUCUAUGAGCUGAACGGAUUCCCCGUAAAGGAGACAAAAUUCCGACGCUAUAUGGAGAAGUUGCGCUGCACGACACAAAAAGAUUUGACAUUACUAAAAAUGGAGCGCAAUAGAGCGGCCCUGCUGACGCAGACCUUCAAGGAGCUGAAUGUGCUUUACAACAACCGACGAGUACAGCAGCCGCUGGUAUUUAACAGGGUAAAGGUUACGUUCAAGGACGAACCUGGCGAGGGUUCCGGUGUGGCUCGUAGCUUCUACACUGCUAUCGCCGAAGCACUGCUGGCUAAUGAAAAGCUGCCCCCGCUCGAGGUUGCCCAAACUCCGGCAAAGUACGGAGCAGGACCGUUCAACAGCAUGUUACGCCAUCGUGGCAGCAGUGGUGGUGGCGGUGGUGGUGGUAGCGGUGCCAGCAGCGGCGGAGGAGGAAGUUCGAGUGUAGGUGCUGGUGUUGGUGGAAGUGGAGGAGGCAGUAACGCGCCCGGUAGUGGUGUUGGUGGAAGUGGAAGCAGCAGUAGCUCCCGUCGGGGACUCUCCAGCAAACAACCAUUGUGGCGCCCGAAUCGUGAAUCUCGCAAAACGCUCAACUACGAUGCACGUCCCUUCCGACCGGCGAAUGAACAGAACGUGUCAGGGGUAGGUGGUGGUGGAGGUGCCAGUCCUACCCUUCUAAACGUUGGUGAAGUAUUUUCCGUGCAACAGCAACAGCUAGGUGACAGGCUCUAUCCAAAGGUACAACUGCAGCAUCCAAACAACGCAGCCAAGAUUACGGGAAUGUUACUUGAGUUACCGCCAACGCAAGUGCUGCAUUUGCUAGCAUCGGACGAAAACUUGCGCCAGCGAAUUAGUGAAGCGGUGGAGAUAAUCGUGCAACGUCAGCGGUUAGAAAUGGACAACCUUUCCAACGGUGGAAACCAAUCGGCAUCAUCUGGUGGUGGUACCGGCUCGUCGGCAGGACAAGGAGUUUCAUCCUCUCUAGGUAGUUCCGUGUCACUGGCGGGAACUAGUGGCGGCGGAUCAUCAGGUUCGGGAUCGGGCACAGGUAGCGAUCAAGUUGUGGGCAGUGGCAGUAUUACUCCCAGCGGUGGCUACAACAACAUCACAGGACAAGGCACCCCGUCGUUAACGAAGAAAUGUGCCCCUGUGUUACUGCUGGAAGACUGUCAGAUGGAUGCACCAUUGUUCUACACACCGGGUAAACGUGGUUUCUAUAGCCCUAGGCAGGGAUAUCCUUCCAGCGAUAGAAUGAACGCGUUCCGCAACGUAGGCAGAUUGAUAGGAUUGUGCUUGCUCCAGAACGAACUGUUCCCGCUGUUCCUGCAACGGCACGUACUGAAGUUCAUUCUUGGCCGACAGAUUCGCUUCCACGAUUUAGCUUUCUUCGAUCCGGUAUUGUACGAGUCUCUACGGCAGCUAAUAAAGGAUUCGCAAACCAAAACAGGAGGCAUCAGCAUGUUGCAGAGCCUUGAAAUGAACUUUGUGAUUGACCUCAUGAUGGAGGAAGGCUCGGGAACGGUAGAACUGGUACCGGGCGGACGGGACAUUCAGGUUAACGAGAACAAUGUGUACGAUUAUGUGCGUAAAUACGCAGAAUAUCGUAUGAUCAAAACGCAAGAAAAGGCAUUGGAAGCGAUUCGCUCCGGCGUGUUUGAUGUACUGCCCGAUACGGCACUGGAUCAACUGACCGCUGAAGAUCUGAGAUUGUUGCUCAACGGUGUCGGCGAUAUUCAUGUGGCAACGCUCAUUUCCUACACGGCGUUCAAUGACGAAUCCAACGAACCGAGCGAUAAGUUAACCAAAUUUAAGCGCUGGCUCUGGAACGUGGUUGAGAAAAUGACCAACCUUGAGAGACAAGAUUUGGUUUACUUCUGGACUGGUUCGCCAGCGCUUCCUGCUUCCGAGGAAGGAUUCCAACCGAUGCCAUCGGUGACAAUACGUCCGGCAGAUGAUUCUCAUCUUCCGACCGCGAACACGUGCAUCUCCCGGCUGUAUAUUCCGCUCUACUCAAGCAAAGCAGUCUUGCGGCACAAACUCCUGCUAGCGAUCAAAACAAAGAACUUUGGAUUUGUGUAAAAAUGGCUAAAUCAAGUACGAUAGAACGGUAACAGAUAGAUAGAGUGACAGAUUGCGAUAGAACAAGAAUAGAAAAGAAUGGAAGAAAAAAAUAAUAAUGCACUGAUUAUAGUUUGAAGAGGGAAAGCAUGUUUCCUUAAAUGCUACCGUACACUCGAACCCCCAGAUAUAGGGACAAUUCGCGAUUAGCAUACUGUAGCAAGGCAAUAUUCAUAGUUUUUUCUGUGGUUAUUAACGAAUGUUCUUUUGAUCGGAUGAUUUCACGAUCACUUAUCAGCUACGAAGUUGUGUUUCGUUUAGUUUUUGUGUUAUACCUUUCUUGUAGUUAAUUCUGCAACUAUAAUAAGCUGUAAGCAAACAAACAAACAUAAAAAAAACACUUGGUCUUUGCUUUCAUGAACAACUUUUGAAUUGCAAGGUUCGAAAGAGGGAAUGAAACACAAGGAACAAAUUGGUAGGUUUAAUUUUUGCGUAUUAUUUAGGGUGAUACUAGCAUAAACAUAACGAAAAUUGCCAAUGAUGGGAAAUCAUCGAAUCGCCAUGCAACGGUUAUGAUUUCUCUUUCGUCACAAACUGUGUAAAGGGAUCUUGAAAAGAAAAAGCAAUUGUACACAAAUACACCGUUAUCCACAAGUAGACGAAUGUGUGCGCCACAACGAGAAUAGAUAGCGAUAUAGCUGCAGAUUGGUAUAAUUGGUCAUGGGUAGCGUAACAGUUAGCACACCAGAGAGAGUCAAACAGAGCGCGCACAUUGAAUUGGAAAUAAUCUAUGGUUGGAAACGUUACACCCAAACUCUACAACAAAACUAUGAGAAUACAUAUGCGCUAACACAUAAUGUUCUUUAAGUAUGUUUUUUUUUUGGAUGUGUACGUCUCCAGCAGAGCUCUACCGUACUUUCACCUUUGUUUUUAAACAAAUUUCACAAUUUCGAAUUGCGUCGUGAUUUGGGGUUUCAUUUGAAAAAGUUAAAUGAUACCGGAAAUAAGUAAGGCAUGGACAUGGAAAUAGGAUGAAUAGGAAACUAGAGUAUUUAGGAUUACUACUACGCCUACGAAUUACAGGAUCAGCGUAUCCGCGAGUGUAACAGAAGCAUGAAAAUAUUAUAACAAAAUCGAUAUCUUUGAAUAUAGAUAUAUAUUUAUAAUCGUACAACAUAAUGGUCAAAAUUCUUCUUACAAACGUUCCAUGAUUUGUCAACAUAUGUUACUAUCUGUGCAAAACAUUUUCCAUGUUUCAACAAGUUUGUUUUUUAGCUGUCACACUUUAAAGUCGAUUGUAAACGAUUGUGCCAGUGCAUAACACCUUUUUUUCUGGUCGUGUUGCACUACUUCCUUUUGCACAUCAGAAAAUCGAAGGUAUUUCAUUUCACUUGUGGUUUCUCUACGAAAGAGAUCUUCUUAGACGGAGCAAUCGCGAAUAACAUAAAGUGGGCGAUUACGGGAAAACACUGACAGAACGGUGUUUCCAAUUUAACCUAAACGGUGGACAAUAUACAGUGCAUCUCAAGCGUGCAACAAACCAGUGAUAGCUGCAAUGGUCGGAGGUGAAUGUCCUAAUUGUAGAUAGCAAAGCACUUGCGACGGUUACAUAAACAAUAAGCAUCCUAGUAGGCAAAAAUCCGCUGCAACGAAUGACUGUAUCAAAGUAGUCGGCGUUAUGAACGAAUUAUUUGGCGUGUGUUUAGCAAGGGACACCUUACCCACACAGCUUACACAGAUUGUCACAGACACCCGAGCACGAUUAUUUGCCACCUUUUGGUUCCCUGCUAGCGAAUGUGGUUUUGGACUGUGUUGAAAUGGAAUGGUCUGCAUGUAUCGAGCGUAUGAUCGUUAGCGUUCUGAAACACGACCGGUGUGAAUGGAGAAGAAGAUUGGUGCCGGAAGGAAUUGAAAACAUAUCGUGAGGAUCAGCCAUCGAUUGGAAUGUUCGACACCUAUCGUAAGUGAAAUGCAAAUACUGAGAAUUCGUGCACUUAAACUAUAAUUUAAAUUGUUCAAAAUUGACCCCCCUUCAUCAUUAGCGCCUGCAUGGUAUUCUUUGCCGUAAGCUAAUGGAACAUUGCCGGUUGCCCACGAUAAAGGGCAAGUACCGAGUAGAAAGAGUAGAUAUCGACUCAACUUACAUCAUGGUAGUAGUAGUAGUACUAUGGUUUGAUGAAGCGGCAUAUUAAAUUUAUCAAUUUUAUGGAAUACAUGCAAUCGUG
Anopheles moucheti is the source of this 12843-nucleotide messenger RNA. RefSeq names its product E3 ubiquitin-protein ligase hyd (gene hyd). Gene Ontology annotation, biological process: regulation of double-strand break repair; protein polyubiquitination; DNA damage response. The record is from RefSeq and is a predicted model, not a curated record. Gene Ontology annotation, cellular component: nucleus. NCBI's taxonomy places the organism in Eukaryota, Metazoa, Arthropoda, Insecta, Diptera, Culicidae. The transcript is spliced from 16 exons. Gene Ontology annotation, molecular function: ubiquitin-protein transferase activity; RNA binding; ubiquitin binding. Bases 125 to 10639 code for a protein of 3504 amino acids.